AUGGCUAGCAGCGCCGACCCGCAUGUUGCCGUUGCCGGGGCCGGGACGCCCCCGUCCGAUAGCCCGGUUGUGGCGAAGAAGGCUGGGGUGGCGGCCGCCGUCUGGAAGCUCCCCGCUGGCGCGACGGUGCCCGUCGCGGUGGCGGUUGAAAGCCCCAUCAUGGACGCGGACUCCUGGCCGGCGCUGCCCGGGCUGGCCUCUCCGCCGCCGCCGGCUGCGGGGGCAGCGGCCAAGGCGUCCCCUAAGGCCGCUUCUUCAGCUUCUACUGCGGCGGUGAUGUCGCCGCCCUCUUUGGGCAAUCCCGGCGCUCUGGAUGCUAACCCUGAAAAUGAGGCUUUGGUGCGCAAUCCUGUGGCUCGGCGAGCCCUGGUGAUGCCUGCGGCGGAUGGGCUGGAGAAGAGUGCCCCUGCACCGGAGCCGUCACCUGUUUAUGUGCCUUAUAAUGCCCGGAGCAACGGCGCAGAUCCUCAUCAGAAUGGACGUUUUGGCUCCCACCCCCAUGGCCGAGGUGGUGGCUAUGGUGGGGGAAACAGGAGGGGUAAUGGUGGAGGUGGGGGGCGACGUGGGAGUGAGCACCACGGGGGUUUUGAUGGACAACGGCGCGGAGGUGGCCGCAGAGAUGGGCAUGGACCAGUUCAUCAGCAGCGUGGCCAUCAGCCAACAUACAUUAGGGCUCCUACUCUGGCUGUUGUAGCAGGAGCACCUCCGCCGCCGCCGCCAUUUGUUAUCCCCACUACUCCUCAGACACCGCCUUAUGGGGCACCUAUGGGCUUCCCUGACAUAGCACCGCAUGUUUACUAUUUUGCGGCACCCACUUCGGAAGGCAUUCAAGGCCUGCCUUUUGUGCCUCAUCCAGCAAGCCCCCAAGCUGUUUUAAUUGACCCUUUCCAAAAGGGUCUUCUGGAGCAGAUAGAAUACUAUUUCAGGUAG
Molecule: messenger RNA, 930 nt
Organism: Miscanthus lutarioriparius
Lineage: Eukaryota; Viridiplantae; Streptophyta; Magnoliopsida; Poales; Poaceae
Source: the annotation of a GenBank genome assembly